Messenger RNA from Venustampulla echinocandica, 861 nucleotides. RefSeq lists its product as uncharacterized. The record is from RefSeq and is a predicted model, not a curated record. Lineage: Eukaryota; Fungi; Ascomycota; Leotiomycetes; Helotiales; Pleuroascaceae. The coding region runs from base 1 to 861 and encodes 286 amino acids. Gene Ontology annotation, biological process: protein phosphorylation. The transcript has a single exon. Gene Ontology annotation, molecular function: ATP binding; protein kinase activity.
AUGGUGGCCAAAGCCAUGGAUGACGACGAUGAAGAAGACCAUGAUGUAUUGUGUGAAUGGAUCGUGGACGCAUGCCUUUCUUACUUCCGAGAGAGCACAUUGGACGUCCCCAAAGAAAUCACCUUUAAUGACUUCUACUACCCACCGACGCAUCAUUUGAAGCUCUUAGUUUCGGGAUCCUCACUCUAUCCCAAGGCCACUCAAGAUCGUGGGACUAUGAACGCUUUCCGUCUGAUGAUACCGUCCGGAGACCUUCCACCUUUCUCCGAAGUCCCUCGUUCGAAGGCAUCGGAUCUUCGAAUCAUUUCAGACACAGAAUGGGACGAUUACAUGUCCGAGAUACCUCAGAAAGCUAUUAUUAAUGACGGUACUUCUAGGUUCUUCAAGCCUGCGGAUGAUAAGAAGCAACUCCUCAGAGAAAUUGAUAUGCAUUUGCGUAUUCGCCAUGCCGGAUUGCGGGACAAAAUCAAAGUAGCCAAUCUACACAGUAUUGUGGUAUCUGACGACGCUAAAAUGACGAUCGGUCUUCUAUUAGACCUCAUACCCUCAACCGGCGACUCCUUAUAUAGCCACAAAAACAGCGCGUUGGCUUCCGAAUAUCAUGCAAGAUGGAAGCAGCAAGCUACAGAUACCGUUAAGCAGUUACAUUCUCAUGAUCUUGUGUGGGGUGACGUUCAUCCGGGGAACAUUGUCAUCGAUACUAGCUUCAACGCCUGGGUUGUAGACUUCGGCGGUGGGUCUAUUGUGGAGUUCGUUCCGCGCAAGAAAGCAGGAACGAAGGAUGGGGACUGGCAAGGAGUUGGAAAAAUCUUCGAUGAAUGGAUACUUGAAAACAAUCACUUAGAUCGCCGUGCAGAAUAG